This is a messenger RNA of Sinocyclocheilus grahami, 686 nucleotides long. RefSeq names its product adenosine receptor A2a-like. The transcript has a single exon. Gene Ontology annotation, molecular function: G protein-coupled adenosine receptor activity. The record is from RefSeq and is a predicted model, not a curated record. Gene Ontology annotation, cellular component: plasma membrane. Lineage: Eukaryota; Metazoa; Chordata; Actinopteri; Cypriniformes; Cyprinidae. Gene Ontology annotation, biological process: G protein-coupled adenosine receptor signaling pathway; adenylate cyclase-activating G protein-coupled receptor signaling pathway. The coding region runs from base 348 to 686 and encodes 112 amino acids.
CAGGGAAUGCAGUGGAAUACUAAAUGUUAUAGAAAGACUGGUAAGCAACACAUGGAACAGGGACUGGACCAUCAUAUCUAACGCCAUGACAUGGGAUCAUAAUGGAUUUUCAAAUUAUUAUUUAAUACCAAAUAUCUCUUAAAAAAAUCUGAGGAGAAAUGUCUGUAGAUACUUUUUAAAAUAUUUACCAAGUUUUUAUUUUUAAUUGGUGAUUCAACAAUCUGGAACGUUUUUAACAAGGUAACACUUGAUUAUUGGUCUUCUGGCCUCGUGAGGUGGCUGUUGCGUGGAGCUGCAGCUAUGGACAUUGAGGCGAGGCAUCGUCGUUUCUCCCCAGCAAGCUCACCAUGCUGAACAAUGUCUUCGACGUGUUGUACAUGAUUCUGGAGCUGCUGAUUGCCCUGCUCUCGGUCCUGGGCAACGUGUUGGUCUGCUGGGCAGUGGGCCUCAACAGCAACCUCCAGAGCAUCACCAACUUCUUUGUCGUUUCGCUGGCCGUGGCAGACAUCGCAGUGGGUGUGCUGGCCAUUCCCUUCUCCAUCGUGAUUAGCACUGGUUUCUGUGCCAAUUUCUACGGUUGUCUGUUCAUCGCCUGCUUCGUCCUAGUGCUGACCCAGAGCUCCAUAUUUAGCCUUCUAGCCAUUGCCAUCGACCGCUACAUUGCUAUCAAGAUCCCGCUAAGGUGA